Halteromyces radiatus is the source of this 475-nucleotide messenger RNA. Its product is annotated as SH3 domain-containing protein. Lineage: Eukaryota; Fungi; Mucoromycota; Mucoromycetes; Mucorales; Cunninghamellaceae. Gene Ontology annotation, molecular function: protein binding. The record is from RefSeq and is a predicted model, not a curated record. Bases 82 to 333 code for a protein of 83 amino acids. The transcript has 2 exons.
GGACCGGGAAAACUCUUUGGCCUUUUUCGUUAUUACAUUCUUUAUCACCAACAAAAACAACACGUCUCCUUUUUUAUUAUUAUGGAAGUCAACGACCCAAUUUGUAGUGUUCAAGGUUUAUACAAUUAUACUUCAACUGAUCCUGCUUCACUUUCUUUUGGUCAAGGUGAUAUUAUUCAUGUACUUGCAAAACUGGAAUCUGGCUGGUGGGACGGAUGGUGCAAUGGUCGAAGAGGUUGGUUUCCUAGCAAUUAUGUGGAAGAAAUAACUACAGAAAUGUAUUUAUCUACAGAACAAGAUAUUCAUUUGAAUCAUACUUCUUUGGUAAGUUAGAAUAAAAAGAAAAGGGAUUUCCUAUAGAGUAAGCAUGACAUACCUUUGAAUUAACUCCUUUUUUUUUUCUCUGUUUCUUUUUCUUUCCUUUCCCUCUUUUUUUUUUCCUUUUUCUUUUCUUUUGGUUUUGGUUUUGGAUAUA